Molecule: messenger RNA, 1358 nt
Organism: Hippocampus zosterae (dwarf seahorse)
Lineage: Eukaryota; Metazoa; Chordata; Actinopteri; Syngnathiformes; Syngnathidae
Gene: cbx8b
Product: chromobox homolog 8b
Exons: 5
Coding region: 145-1206 (353 amino acids)
Source: RefSeq, a predicted model, not a curated record
AAAAAAUGCGCUGACGUCCAUUCUGUGCUCGGUAGUAUUAUGGUCUGUUGGGAAUUCAGAGUGGCAGAGGGACUGUGAGAAAAAAAACGUCCGCUUCGCUAACACUAGCAAGCUUAGCUAACGGUAGGUCGCACUGGAGUCAACAUGGAGCUGUCUGCCGUCGGGGAGAGGGUGUUCGCCGCCGAGUCUAUCAUCAAACGCAGAAUCAGGAAGGGUCGGCUCGAGUACCUUGUGAAAUGGAAGGGCUGGUCUCCUAAAUACAGCACAUGGGAACCGGAGGAAAAUAUUCUGGACUCCCGUCUGUUUGCGGCUUUCGAGCAGAGGGAGCGUGAAAGGGAACUCUUCGGACCCAAAAAGAGAGGACCCAAACCCAAGAAGUUUCUUCUCGAGGCCCAGGCCACCAAGUCUUAUGAGUUUAGGAAUGAGACAAUGCGGGGGAUGCGCUUUAGCUAUGCCACACUGGAGCCCGUUGUCACCCACAGGGCCAGAGAAGGCCUGAGAGCGGUUGUCCCCACCAUUUUCCCACCCAGCACUGUUAACCGGGGAGAAAGCGUAUUUGUCAGUCCACCAGAUUUGGCCCACGAGCAACAAGCGACCUCCGAAGAGCUGGUGCAUUUACCCAAAAAGAGAGGGCCGAAGCCAAAGCUCCGUUUCCAAGACGGCAUCCCAGCAGCCUACGAGCCAGACGAGAGGAGAGCAGAGGAACUGUCAAACCACAGUCCUCAAAAACGGUUGAAGCUGCACAGCGGUGAAGAUAUGAAACUGCUUAAAGUUUCCCAUCACGGAAGCCCUGAGUACCACGGUCACAGUCAUAAACACCAUCGGCACCACCACCACCGGCGCCACCACCACCAUCAUCAUCAUCAUCAUCAUUCACAAAACCGGCCAAUGACAGGCGGGGGGUCCCACAAGCAGCUGUACGCAGAGAGUGACCUGCACUCACACAGGGACACACACAGGACUAAAAACAGCUCAGCCCCCUCCAAGCAACAGCGCGGCCCCAGCCAGCUUGUCCCCACGGAAAAGCCUUACUUUUUGGACAAGCCAUCCCCAAGCCGACUCGAGGUCGACUUGGACGAGGUGACAUGGCGACCGUCUCUGCGCAGCGUGGAAAAGGUAUUGGUGACAGAUGUCACCGCCAACUUCCUCACUGUCACCAUCAAGGAGAGCAACACUUCAAAAGGUUUCUUUAAAGACAAGAGAUGAUGCGGACACAUCGACCUCAAUGUUAAUGCGGAACAAGGGGCCAUGAAAAGAGAUUUAAUUGUGUUAUGAAAUCAGAGACAAACGUGCAUAUCCAUAAAUACAAUACAAUACAAUACAAUACAAUACAAUACAAUACAAUACAAUACAAUACA